UGUCAUUGGUCCAUACUCCUAUGAGGUAGAGUAGAGGGCUGCAGCAGUCAGGCGCAGCCUGAUGCUGACUGGCGCCCCCAUGUUUCAGGAACUGCCACGAAUAUCUACUCUACAGAGAGUGGAAACUGUGAGAUACAUUUCAGUUGAUUGAACGUAGAACUUGGUUCACUUGAGUAGGGGUCAUUGAUAUUUUGUCACUUUGCUUGCGUUCGUGGACGUUCAGUGUCCGAGUUCAUGGCAAGGUGCUAUGGAUAUCCCGCAGACCAACACAAAUAAACAUGAUGGGUGGGCGGUCGAGGUUUAUCCCACAGCGACCACUUAUUCUUGUACUGUAAAUCCAUUGGUUGCAGCGACAAGCACAAUAUUUGGCACAGGGACAUCCACCAUACAGUCGGCGCCGAGUAACUCCCUUACCAUUCAACUGAGGCCUUACGUUCUCAUAAAUGUGCAUACCUCAGACAAGUGCGCCAUCUUGACUGGCUGCAAACCGACAGAAGUGCUCAAGGCAAACUCGGAUAUUUCAGGGAUAGGAGUCAUCUCUGCAUUCUUAAUCACGGCGUAUACAGCCGUCUUGCUGCUUCUGAUUGCAUACUGGGGCGGGGUCUUACCAUCCAGACUGAUUCGACGUGCAGACAAAGCAUGCUUCCGUGCUCGCUCGGCCAAUUCUGAAGGGAAAUGGAGACCGCCGUUUGAGAAGGUGAUGCUUGUUCUUGCUGAUCAGCAGCUGAUGACUGGAAUUGGUAUUCUAGUAGCUGGGUAUGUGCAAGCGUUUUCGUAUGAUCUGGACAUGUACCACUGGAAAUACGUUGUGUACCUCGCAUGGAUGAGCUCAACUGUCCAUCUAGCAGCACUAUCAAUACUCCACAACCGCCUUGGUAAGAUCGAAGCUACCAAGAGUACCCUGGCCAGAAACAUACGGAUCUCAGGGAUGUUUGUGCUUUUAUUGCUACUUACCGUCGCCAUGAUCCCCAUGACCGCAAUGGUCUUUGACGAGGCCGUCCGAAUUCCGACAUCUCAUCAGGCUAGCGCACCGAUAAAAUGUCUAUGGAGCACAGAUAUUUUGAACCGUAGUGCUUUAAAUGACGACACGAUCAUAGCCCUAGUCACCCUUCUAGGGAGUUACGCGUGGAAGAUGGGUCAGUUGUUUGAUAGCAGCCGCCGCAAGUUUGACUUUUGGCUUCGAUGCAAGCCCGAAGCAGCUCUCGAGCGCGCUGCCAGACGGCUGAUAUCGCAAGCAUUUCCGUCCUGGAUCGUCCGAGUGAAAUAUAGAGCCGUGGUUGCCGCCUACAUUCAAUUAUGCCUCGUCGUCGAGAUUGUCGAGUCAUUCAUGUCGACACUCAUCCUGAUUGGCUUCUCUAACGCUCUGGGCGUAACACAGAUUUAUCGUAAUCGGUACAGCGUGUACGAGGAGGUGCGGCAAGAUGAGAUGCAAAUGAGCUUUGGCCAGAUCCUUCCACUUCUUCUCCUCCUACAGCCUACACUGGCGGUUGCGGAGUGGUUCUCUGGUGGGCGCGAUCGAGGGAGUGAAUCGCAGAAAGCCAGCGAUGCUGCGGCAAAGGAUGUGACAGUGUCUAUACAGAACCGGGGGUAUGAUGUUUCGCAACCUCCACGAACAAGCGAACCCGCUGCCAGACUCACGGAUGCAUUCGUCAAUCCCGAUUUCCGCCUCUUAUCUGCGAGAGAAAAGGAAGAACUACGGCUACACGAUACCAUCAAAGACCAGCUCUACUUGUCACGUUCUUUUGUCACAUUACUCUGGCUAAGCUACAUGGCUAUUAUGGGAAUUGCGCUCGCAGUGGUUUGGGUUGAGGUUGUUGGCACGUUCGCAAUUCAGGAUAUCCUGUCCAUGUCAGCACGGGUAUUCAUGUACGGGGUUAUCGGGCCUGCGUCAUUCGUUACAACGUCAUUUCUGGUGAUAGUCCUUUCUUGUAGCAGUACGAGCUUAAACUGAUGAUGCUGGCUUGGUGUAUAGUCCGAUUCAACAAGUGUUUACCAAGUAACCUAGGCGAGCUCGUGCUGUCCCACUUACCACUACGAAAGCCCUGUAUGGAUUGCGAGCUUUGAACAUCGAUUUCUCGCGAUUUCUAGUUUCUCUUUCCGCUGGAAGUAGUUAAAUUCUGUGGCAUGUUUCGAGUUAUACUCUUCUCAUUAUCGCUUACCAAUACAUUAUAUCAUGGCGAAUCACCACGGCAAGCACACCGCCACCGAAAUCUUCGACUCGUUGAUACGUCCUCAAUCAAAAGUUCUUAGCGUCAUCAUAUACACAAUAAUAUUCACAACAUGGUUUCUCUAGCAGAUGGGUCUUUUGA
Messenger RNA from Truncatella angustata, 2309 nucleotides. RefSeq lists its product as uncharacterized. The transcript is spliced from 2 exons. NCBI's taxonomy places the organism in Eukaryota, Fungi, Ascomycota, Sordariomycetes, Amphisphaeriales, Sporocadaceae. The record is from RefSeq and is a predicted model, not a curated record. Bases 248 to 1951 code for a protein of 567 amino acids.